UGUAGCUCUUCGUAUGCUAUUAUUUAUAGUUCCUUUAUUUUGAUUGAUGAAAAUUUAAAAUAUGUUUUCCUCAGUAUGCUUAAUCAUUGCGUUUUUGUCUCUAGCUCAAAGCUGCCCAUCAUCAGAAAAUCUAUAUCCUUGCACUUGUAAAAUGGAACAUAAUACAGCUGAUAUCAUAUGUUCUAGACUUGACAAUGAACAAGAUUUAGUUAAUGCUGCCAGCGCAUUAAAAAUGAGAAAUUAUAUUGAACGGUUCAAGAUCGAAAACUCUAACUUCAACUUUAUUCCUCAUAAUGCUUUCAUCAAUGUGAAAUUCCAAGAUCUAGAGCUAGAGAAUUCAAACAUGUUUUCUUUAACAGAUACCGAUGUAGCUUUCGAAGGAAUGGAAGAUACUUUACAAGCAUUAGUAAUAAGUAAUUCCUCUCUUUUGAAUACUUGGGAUUGGUCUGUCCUGAGAAAGCUUCGGGCCCUUAGGAAAAUUGAAAUCAGUGGAGGGGAUCUUGAAAGUGUUAAUAAGGAUAUAGAGGAAAUAAAUAACGGCAUGCUAAUAAUAGUCUUAAGCAAUAAUAAAAUUUCUCGCAUAUACGAUACUGCCUUUUCAAAAUUCAAAAACUUACUAAUUCUGGAGCUAAAUAAUAAUUUCUUAACGGAAGUGAAAAGAGAAAUAAUACCUAAUCCAGCUGUGUUGCUCCGCAAAAUAGAUUUAAGUUACAACGAAAUAAAGAAUUUUCCUGAAGACAUGUUUGAAAAUAUACCAAAUUUAGAAUGGCUCAAUAUCAGCUGGAACAAGAUUUUAACAUUAAAUGAAAGAACAUUCUCACCCGUUUGGCAAAAGCUAAAGAAUUUCGAAGCUCUAGGAAAUGAAUUGCGAUGUGACUGCAGAAUGGCUUGGAUUCUAAAUUUAACUUACCCGAAAACUCUGAAAGCUGAAUGCGCAGAGCCUAAAGCAGUAAGAGGGCACAAUAUAGAGACUCUCACAGCAAAGACUCUUUGGUGUUAAUAAGACAAAGAAAUGUGAUUAUAACACAUUUUGCGAGAUAUUUGUCUUCUUUCUAACCACAUAUAUUUCAUAUUUUUAGUUUCGAUAAAAUUGCAUGAAUAGAUGUUGUUGCCAGUCAGUGUAAAUAUGAUGCUUCAUUUUUUCUUCGAUAUAUAAAAGCGUGUUCCAGUCACUUGAAAAUAAUUUCAACUGGACUUCUUAUCGACAUUUUGCAAAAAAUAUUUUUAUACCAUGAGUAAACAGAACAGUUUUCGGUACCCUAUUGUAAUCAAGAGAUGAACUGUAAAAUGUUGUGAUGUCUAUAUUUGUAUGUAAUUUUAUGAAAUAAAAGUUUCUAUGUUUGAACUGCUA
Molecule: messenger RNA, 1351 nt
Organism: Stegodyphus dumicola
Lineage: Eukaryota; Metazoa; Arthropoda; Arachnida; Araneae; Eresidae
Product: oplophorus-luciferin 2-monooxygenase non-catalytic subunit-like
Biological process (GO): cell surface receptor signaling pathway
Cellular component (GO): plasma membrane
Molecular function (GO): protein binding
Source: RefSeq, a predicted model, not a curated record